This is a messenger RNA of Linderina pennispora, 1140 nucleotides long. Its product is annotated as hydrolase-like protein. The transcript has a single exon. Lineage: Eukaryota; Fungi; Kickxellomycota; Kickxellomycetes; Kickxellales; Kickxellaceae. The coding region runs from base 213 to 1118 and encodes 301 amino acids. The record is from RefSeq and is a predicted model, not a curated record.
AUGCUGUGGAUGUGGGUACAUGCGUAUCUGUCGUGCGAACAGCAAGACCUAUCACCAGGCACUAUUUGUCCCCAAAACAACAAAAACAGCAAUAUGAAAUCCGUGCGGCUCAGGAUUCGUGGAUUAUUAUUUGAGCCACAAUCAAAAGUUUUCUUGGUGACUCUUUCUUUUCGCUCCUUCGCUUUCACCUCCCACUACCUUUUACUAUUACCAUGGUCCCGGUCGCUUCCAACGGUUCGACAACGCGCGUGCGCGAGAUAAUAUUCCUGGGCACCGGCACGUCUGGCUGCAUUCCCAACAUUCCGUGCAUUACCUCUGACAACCCUGACUGCACGGUCUGCAAAUACUCGCUGACAGCGCAGGGAGCGAAGAACCGGCGACGCAACACCUCGCUACUGAUCCGCAUUGAUCAUGUGGACGGGCGCGAGCGCAACGUGGUAAUCGACUGCGGCAAGACGUUCUUUGAGUCGGCCGUGGAGGUGUUUGUCAAGCACAAUGUAAAGACCAUCGACGCCGUUCUUUUGACACACGGGCACGCCGACGCAAUCCUGGGCCUAGACGACCUGCGCCAAUGGACGUUGAGCCUGGGGGCCAGCAUUCCAGUGUUCCUGAGCAAAGAGACGCUGGAGACCGUGGGCAAUGCGUUCCCGUACCUGGUCGAUACAAGCAAGGCGACCGGCAGCGGCGAGGUGCCGAAGCUGAACUUCCAAGUAAUUGAUCCAACAGUGCCACUGGAGGUGGCCGGGGUUGAAUUCCAGCCACUGCUUGUGGAGCACGGCCGGUACAGCGACGGCGAGCCGUUCUUUUUCCUGGGGUUCCGGUUCGGUAACGUGUCAUAUAUCUCGGACUGCUCUCGGAUCCCUGAGGCGACGCGGCCGCUAAUAUCCGGCACAGAGCUGCUGGUGCUGGAUGCGCUGAGGUGGACGUCGCAUGCGUCGCAUUUCGGCUACUGGGAUGCGCUCGAAGAGGUCAGGCGGUUCCGCCCGGAGCGUACACUGCUGACGGACUUUUGCCACUCCAUUGAGCACGGCGACAUGGAGGCGUAUGGAAAAAAGCUCCUGUGCGAAGAGGGCCUGGUGGUCGAUCCGGCGUACGACGGCAUGCGGGUGGUUUUGUGAAGAGCUUCGUAUUGUCACCAAU